This is a messenger RNA of Marasmius oreades (fairy-ring Marasmius), 348 nucleotides long. RefSeq lists its product as uncharacterized. Bases 1 to 348 code for a protein of 115 amino acids. Lineage: Eukaryota; Fungi; Basidiomycota; Agaricomycetes; Agaricales; Marasmiaceae. The record is from RefSeq and is a predicted model, not a curated record. The transcript has 2 exons.
AUGGCAUGUAUUCAGCUUUAUGUCUCGCCGUACGGUCUGAUGUUAGGACCUACCAGUGGGAAAUCCAAUUUGGGAGACUUUCUGGUCCACGUCGAGAACAGGAACGAGAAGAUCGUUGUCGAGAGCGCCGGUGUUGACAGAUGGGGUGUCCUUGGAGAGGAAUGCGGAGAGGGGUGGAAGGAGGGUGGCGAGGGGUUGGUGGAUAUAGCUACUACGUUGGGUAUUUCAAGUGCUUUGGCUUCAUCUUCUUCGCCGUCGUCUACGGAGGAGGAGGCCUCCUCACCUUCUUCAUAUGGCCAUGUUGGUGAUGGGGUGCCUAUGGAUUUGUCGAACAUAGAAGAAGCUUAG